AUGAUCCGCGAUUCGUCAAGACAUGACGACAAUAUCAACGACUGGGACACGGCAUUCCACGUCAUCAUCGGCUUCUUCAACCUCACCAUGGAUCGAUUUUAUUCCCUCUUCAACGCGGCACAAGCCAGCGCAGACAUGCAGGAGCUGGAAGGCAUGCUUGAGAAGUGGCAAAAGAAGAAGCCGGUGUUUGACGGCAAGUACCACAGCAUUCAAUCGGUGAUCUACAGGCUGCGGAAGUCGCUGGACAGGCGGCAGCAUAGUGAGCGACAGCGGCAGAGGAUGGAGGAAGGGCAGCUGCUGCAUAGCGAGUUCUUCCCUCAAGGUCAGCGCCUGACCAGCAUGCAGGAUGUGGAUGGUCCGGGCGAGCUCAGCUUCGAUGGCCGCCCCCGGCAUGACAAUGACCACCUUGAAAUCUCAGCCAUCUCAGUGGCGCCAACGAUGGAGGAAGUGCUGUGCAAGGCGUCGCUGUACCUGCCGCACAACCACCCCAACGAGCUGCACCACCUGCCAGCGGGCUCCGUAGCCCGCCACGUGGACAUCCACUUCCGCCUGCUGCGCCACGACCUCAUCGCCCCCCUCUGGAGCAAGGCGCUCUUCCUCCUCCACCACCUCAACCACGAAUCCUCCCGGGAUGCUCGUGGCGGGGGGAGUAGCAACAGGAACAGCGGCGGCGGCGGUGGUGGUGGUGGUGGUGGCAGAGGCGGCAGCAGAGACGAGGCGAUGGGGCUGUUGAGGGCGGACAGGGAGUUGGUGCGGGGUCUGACGGAGGAUAUGAAGGGCGUGGUGGGGUUUUCGUCAGAGGACAUGGACGUGUUUUUGCUCAGGGACGUGCGUGUGCUGGGUAUUGACACGGACAGGCGCAGCGGCGUGCACUUUCUAGUUGACUUUUUGGAGCCUCCCAUGCCGCGGGGCCGGCAUUCUCGUAGCAGCAGGGUGGAGUUCUGGGAGAACACUCGGAGGCUGCAGAACGGCUCCCUGGUCUGCCUGUGGAUCCGAGACAUUCAGUCCGGUCAUACUCACACUCACACUCACACUCACAGUCACACGCAGCAACAGCUGCAGCAACAGCAAAUCCCCCCUCCGAGGGACACUCACGCUUCAGCGAGCGACUCUUCCUCCCACCGGCUCAUCUUCGCCACCAUCACAGCCCGCGACACAUGGAGGCUUGCCACUGCCAGGCCGCAGAUCGGCGUUCAGCCGUGCGGGGGCAAUGGGUUCAGUUCAGACCUGCUGGGGCUGAUAGCUCAGGACGGCAAUGGGGGGAGUGGCGGGAGGAUGCAGGUGGUGAUGCUGGAAGCGGCUGGAAGCUUUUUCGCGUAUGAGCCGAUUCUGAAGGCGCUGCAGAGCAUCACUGACACGUCGCUUCCCUUCUCUGAGUACAUCUGUGGAGCACCUGGUGGAGCACCUGGUGGAGCACCUGGUGGAGCACCUGGUGGAGCACCUGGUGGGACACCUGGGAGGGCACCUGGAGCGUAUAAGCUGCCUGCGUACAUUAAGGGGGGCAUGAUGUACGAUUUGAGCCUACUGCUCAAGACCAAGGCACCCUCAUCCUCCUCCUCCCAGCAGCCACAGACUGAUUCAGAGGACGAGUUCGCCGUCAGGAACGUGAUGAUCUCCAGCCCUGCGGCCUUCCCCGUGGAUGCUCUCCUGCGCUGCACGUCGCUGGACGAGCCCCAGACUACGGCACUCCAGGCUGCCCUCACUCAGGAGUUCGCGCUGCUGCAGGGCCCACCAGGAACCGGCAAGACGUUUGUGGGGAUAAAGCUUGUGGAGCUUCUGCUGAGCAAUGCUCUCAAGAAGAGCAGUUCGUUAGGACUGUUUGCUCGGGGCAGGGAGGUGGCAAGUUCUGCGGGGCCCAUCCUGUGCGUGUGCUUCACCAACCACGCUCUGGAUCAGUUUCUGGAAGGCCUCAUCGCCAGCGGCAUCAAGAACGUGGUGCGCGUUGGAGGACGGAGCAAGUCAGAGAUUCUGCAAGAGUACAACCUUCGCGAGAUCAUUCUAAACUCUGGUCCACAGCGCAGCAAAACGUACAGGCAAUCGAACUAUGAGGUGAAAGUCAAGCUGGGCGAGGUGGAGGAGGUGAUAGGCAGGUAUAGUGACGCCCUGCAACAGCGCAGCGACAACGUGGCGGCUGUGGCUUGGCGCUCCAUAGCCCCCCACCUCAUGGCCAACCACCCUGUUUUCUUCCACGCGCUCGUCCCCACCAGCAAGGCAGAUGCCAAUGGUUUUAAGCAAGUGGGGCGAGACAACUGGGACCGGUGGAAGCAAGGCCUGCCCAAGAAAAGCUUUCACUUGAAGAAGGUUGCUGCUGAGACACGGGGGGAUCAAGGUCAUGUAUCCGGCAGGGGGAAGGGAGGCGGAGGGGGAGGAGGAGGGGGAGGAAGGGCGGGAGCCCUGCCUCAGGGAGGGGGAAUGGGAGUAGUAGUGGGAGUGGUUAUAGGCACUUUUGGACAACAGGCUCCAAUGCAGAACGCUUUUGGUGCCCUGGGAUUGCUUGGGGAUCUGGAGUUUGGGGAAGGGUGGGAUAUAAGCAGUGUGAAGAAUGGCGGAGUGAGUGCGGAGCUGAGUGAAAUCGUCGGGUUGAUGGGUUCGUACUUUGAUGGUGGCGGCAGUGGUGGUGGGUAUUCAGUGUCAGGCACGGGAUUUGACAGCUCGUGGCUGAGCCUUGCUUCCUCUAGGGGAGCGAGAGGGGCAGGCGGUGCAGGAGGUGCAGGGGCAGGAGGCUCAGGAGGGGUAGGAGUAUUUCCUGUGAAGGAGGAUCUCUCACACGCGUUCAAUGACUUGAGUAUUCACGAUGGCAUGCGACGAGAAGGUGGCAGGGGGAACACGGGCGCCAGGCAGGAGCACGGGAGCAUGGGGAAGGUGAUGGAGGAAGAGGUGGAGGAGGAGGAGGUGUGGACGGGUCCGGAGGUGGAUGAGGCGAGUGACAGGGGGGUGGAUGAGCUGUUGGGGUUGGCAGACCCGUGGGCAACGAGUGGGCUGGAGAGGAGGAAGCUGGUGGCGUUCUGGGUGGGGGAGCUGCGCGCCACUGCCACUUCUGCCAUUGAGGCUGAGGUGGCGAACUAUUCGAGGGUGAUGAGGGAGCGCAACGAGCUACGGCAAGUAGAGGACCUGCAGGUGCUGAGGAGGGCGCAGGUGGUGGGCAUGACAACUUCUGGGGUGGCUAAGAUGCAGAGCCUCAUCACGGCACUCGGCCCGCGAGUUGUCAUCGUGGAGGAGGCUGCUGAGGUGCUGGAGGCGCACAUUCUGACCUCCCUCACCCCGCAGACCCAGCACGUUAUUCUCAUAGGCGACCACCUGCAGCUGCGGCCCAAGGUUGAAGUCUACGAGCUGAGCAAGGACUCCCACAAGGGCUUCGACCUGGACGUCUCUCUCUUUGAACGCCUCGCGCACUCAAAGCAGAUCCCCGUGUACACCCUCGCCACACAGCGCCGCAUGCGCCCGGAUAUUGCCGAUCUUAUUCGCUACACCAUCUACCCCGGCCUGAAGGAUCACCCAUUCGUGCAAGGAUACCCAGACGUGAGGGGCAUGGCGGCCAAUCUGCACUUUUGGGACCACGGCUUUCCCGAGACUGGAGGGGACGACCUGGGGGAGGGCAAGUCCAAGUCCAACGCGGGCGAGGCAGCCAUGGUGGUGGCCCUCGCCACGUACCUCCUGCAGCAGGGGUACACGGGAGGGGAAAUCACCAUCCUCACGCCCUAUGUAGGCCAGCUGCUGAAGCUGCGUCAGGCGCUUACUCAGGUGGUGAAUGUGCGCCUGGGGGAGGGGGAUGCAGAGGUGGUGGAGGAGGCCGAGGAGAAGGCGGCUACCAGGGAAGGUGCAGCUGGGGGGGAGGCGGCUGGGGGGGCAGGAGAGGCGGCCGCGGGGGUGGGGAGUUCAGCGGCGAAUGGGAAGGGGUUAGAGCUGGAGUUAGCUGCGCCUAAAGUGACCACGGCGGAUCUGAAGGAUGCGGGCGAGGAGAGCACGGUGAUCAUCAUCUCGCUCGUACGGAACAACGUGGACGGCAACAUCGGGUUCCUCAAGAGCCCCAACCGCACCAACGUGCUGCUGUCCCGCGCCAAGCAUGGCAUGUACAUCGUUGGCAACGCCGGCACCAUGAAGGCUGCGACCUCCAAGUCCGUGCUCUGGCCUCGGAUCAUGGAUAUGCUGGAAAGCAAGGGGCGCGUGCAGAAGUUUAUUCCGCUUCGCUGUGUGAACCACCCGGACACGGUGACGCACAUUGAGAGAGCCGGGGAGUUCAAGGAGAAAGCCAGCGAGGGCGGGUGCUCCCAGAUGUGCGGCUUCAGACUCACUUCUUGCGGCCAUACUUGUCCCCGCAGGUGCCACAGUGACGACAGAGCGCAUGCCCGUGCGUUCUGCCCCAAGGAGUGCAACUGCAUUCGGCCUCUGGAGGAGUGUCCGCACCAGCACACGUGUCCCAAGCGGUGUGGCGAGCCCUGUGGGCCCUGUCUGGUCACCACCAGGGAACUCACACUCCCCUGCGGCCAUCAGGCCUUCAAUGUCCCCUGCUUCAAGGUUCAGAAUCCCUCCACCAUCUUCUGCUCGAUACUGAUGGAGGUCACGAUGCCCCUGUGCGGGCACAAGCAGACAGUCAAGUGUGGCGAGGCCGCCACCAGAGUAACCAAACCUGAGCUCUGCACGGCUCGCUGCGGUGUUGUCCUCUCGGACUCCUGCGGGCACACCUGCAUCUCUCCCUGCGGCCACUGCAUCGUUGCUCCAGCUGUCACCACCGACCAGGGGCAGGGCGUACAACAGCAGCAGCCACAGCAGCAGCCACAGCAGCAGCAGCAGCUAGAGAGAAACCACAAGAAGUGCAUGCAGCAGUGCAAGCGACCCCACCCCUGCGCACACCUCUGCCCGGACCCCUGCCACAGCGGCACCCCCUGCAAGCCCUGCACCAGAAAGUGUCUCGUGGCCUGCCAGCACAGCUCCUGCCCCCAACCCUGCCACCGAACCUGCGCGCCCUGCGCCGAGCCUUGCGGGUGGCACUGCAAGCACCAGGGUCGGUGCUCGCUCCCCUGCGGCGCCCCCUGCGACCGCCUCCCGUGCGAGCAGCGCUGCGAGAAAAAACUCAAAUGCGGCCACCAGUGCCCGUCCCUCUGCUCCGAGAAAUGCCCUCCGAAGGGGUUCUGCGCGGUUGAAGGGUGUGGGGCGAAGGAGAAGAGGGAUAUGACUGUGGAUCUAGUCACUCUGGAGACGCUAGGGGAGAUUGAUCCGGACGAGAGUCCCGUGCUGGUGCUGCCGUGCGGUCAUGCUUACACUGUGGAGACUCUUGACGGCCACCUGGGUCUGAACCAGGUUUACCAAGAGUCAGAAGAAGAAGAAAAAGGGUCUGCUAGUGGAAGCAGUGCUGCUGAAGGUGGGGCAGGAGGCCGAGCAGGAGGUGGUUCACAAGCAGCUGCAGGCAAGUGGGUGGCAGUGCGUCCGUUUGACGAUGGCGGUCUGUCCGCUCUGAAGGGCUGCCCAGAGUGCCGCCAGCCAAUCACAGGCCUCCGCCGGUACGGCCGGAUGGUGAACAAGGCGCUGCUGGACGAAUCAGAGCGCAAGUUCGCCCUCAGCUGCCUGGCAGACCAGCAGCAGCUCCACCAGAAGCUGUCUCAGCUGAGCCAGGCUGUAUCUGCGUGUCCGGAGGCUGCCCAACCGUGGCAGGUAUGGGGGUUAGCUCGAGCUGCAACCUUUCUGGUAGUGGAGGCAAGCAAGCUGCAAGGCACGGCUAUGGAACCGCCUACUCAGAAGACCUACCAGGCUUCUGUAGCUGCACUGCAGAGAAAGCACCUCCUGUUGGGAGCUUCACCAUCCGGAGCCGAUUCACCUGCAGAUUCUCCUGAGAAUCUGGGUGCUGUCUCGUCUGCGUCAGCGUGGGAAGAGGAGUGCCAGCUGCUGUAUGUGCCCCAGCCAGACCCCCGGCCUCUCUGCGAAGCCCUCAUGCUGCUGGGGAAAGCUUACCAGCUGCUCAUGGCUGCCAAUUUUCCCCAGCUGCGCUGCCUGCUGAAAGAACUCCAGAAUCUGGCUCCUCAGAAUGCGCGUCCGAAUGCUCGUCAGAAUGCUGGUCAAAAUGCUGGUCAGACUGAUAAGAACAGCACUGAUAGAGCAGCGUUCUUGGCGGGGCACGUGGAGAAUUGCAGGGCGGUUGUGCUGAUGGGUCUGAGGUACGCAGAGAGGCACGUGGGGGAGGCGGUGGAGUUGGCUGGCAGGCGCAAGGUGCAUCGGCUGGAGGCAAGGGGGAGGCUGGAGAUGGCUGAUGUGUUCCGUGCGUUUGUGGAGGGGAUGGUGGUGGAGCGCCUGCUCUCAACCUCCCCGGCUGGCCUGGACGCGUUAAUGGACGCUCUGCUAUCUCUAGGAGCCACUACAUGCUCCAUAGAGGAUGCCAAUACGGGCACAGAAGCCGAGCAGGAGAUAUACUCAUCCGGGCCCAUUCCCUGGGAUCCCAGUGGCCCCCGCAACCUCUGGAAUCAGACUCGGCUACGGGCGUUCUUCCCAGCCAAUCAGGACGAGGAGAACAUCCGCAGCACUGUUCACCGGGCAGCAGACUCAGUGCAGUGGGCCAUGGGGGGGUGGGGGGAGGAGGAGGAAGAGGGAGAGGAAGGUGGAGGAGGGAAGGAUGGGGAGGAGAGGGAGGGGGGUGUGGGAGUAAUGUUGCUGGGGGCAGAGGAGGUGGUGGAGCGAGACUGGGUGCAGCAAGUACAGGACUCCUUCCAUCCCAUCCGCGUGGACCAAGGCCUUUGGAUCGUCCCAUCCUGGGCCACACUUCCUGAAGAGAUCUCUCAAGAGGAGUCCCAAGACCACCCCUCUCUAGCCAUCACUCUCGAGCCUGGUCUCGCAUUCGGCACCGGCGAUCACCCCACCACCCGCCUCUGCCUGCGCUGGCUCCGCUCGGUCGUGACACCUGGCAGCACGCUAUUGGACUACGGCACAGGCUCUGGCGUGCUUACGAUUGCGGGGAUCAGGAUGGGAGCAGCAGCAGCGGUGGGGGUGGAUAUCGAUGAGCUGUCAGUGGCAGCAGCAGCCCACAACGCAUCCCUCAACAGCAUCUCCUCUUCGCAAUUCACCGUCCUUCUCACACACCCGGAUGGCCCAGACCCUCUUAACGAGUUUGACAAUAAUGAAGCAGGAGGGGCCGGUGCUACGGAAUCUAGGGUUGGUGGUAGUGUAACUCUGCCGUCCCUCCCUGCUGAGCUGGCGGUGUCUGAUUCGUCGGAGCCACGCGUGCUGUUUGACGUUGUGGCCGCCAACAUCCUCGUCAACCCUCUUCUUCUAUUGGCUGAACGGAUUUCUUCCAGAACCAAGCCUGGUGGGAGGCUUGGGUUGUCAGGCAUAUUGACCAAUCAGGUGGAGCAAGUAGUUACAGCAUACACUCCAUAUGCCAAAGUAAUCUCUAUUGAAGAGGAGGAUGGGUGGGCCCUUGUUCACUUGCAAAGAAACCAGUGA
Molecule: messenger RNA, 7428 nt
Organism: Closterium sp. Naga37s-1
Lineage: Eukaryota; Viridiplantae; Streptophyta; Zygnematophyceae; Desmidiales; Closteriaceae
Source: the annotation of a GenBank genome assembly